Rhipicephalus sanguineus (brown dog tick) is the source of this 4581-nucleotide messenger RNA. RefSeq names its product guanine nucleotide-binding protein subunit alpha-12 (gene cta). The coding region runs from base 249 to 1358 and encodes 369 amino acids. NCBI's taxonomy places the organism in Eukaryota, Metazoa, Arthropoda, Arachnida, Ixodida, Ixodidae. Gene Ontology annotation, biological process: adenylate cyclase-modulating G protein-coupled receptor signaling pathway; Rho protein signal transduction. The record is from RefSeq and is a predicted model, not a curated record. Gene Ontology annotation, cellular component: brush border membrane; heterotrimeric G-protein complex. Gene Ontology annotation, molecular function: GTPase activity; D5 dopamine receptor binding; guanyl nucleotide binding. The transcript is spliced from 4 exons.
UGUGUUGUUGAAGGAAGGAAGGAAGGCGUGUGUGGGGCUUCCCUGGCUGUGGAUGCCGCUGUCUUGUUUGUGUGUCAUCGCUACGGCGGGCCAGCGAACUCUGCUUUUUGAGAGCACCACCGAAAACCGCUCGCACGGUGUGGCAUGUUUUUGAGCCCGCUAGAUCCGCAACGAAGUGGGAGAAAGAGGGCCGCGACCGAAAAGCGGUGCUGACUAGCUGUCCCUCCCUCCCCUCACCAACAACUGUCAUGGAUAGGUUGCUGGCGCAGUGCGGCUGCCUCUACGGGCUGCGCUACGGUCCUGAAGAACUCGAGUCACUGCAACGCAGCCACAAGAUCGACAAGAUGAUCCAAAAGGACAAGCAGGUGAUCCGGAGGCAGGUCAAGCUGUUGCUUCUAGGAGCCGGCGAAAGCGGCAAGAGUACUUUCCUCAAACAGAUGCGCAUCAUCCACAACUACAGCUUCGAGCCCGAACAGCUUGUGGAGUACCGCUCGGUUGUAUUUCAGAACGUACUUAGGGGCAUGAAGGUGCUGGCCGACGCCCGACAGAAGCUCGACAUUCCCUGGCAAAACCCCGACAACGAAGUCCACGCGCAGCGACUCUUGGGAUACGACUCGGCGUUCGAACCCGCCGACGCCGAGACCUUCGGACGGUACGCGCCUUCGGUGCGGGUCCUGUGGCAAGACUCCGGUAUCCGGGCCGCAUUCGAGCGUCGUAUCGAGUUCCAACUGGGCGACGGGGUUCGCUACUUUUUCGACCACUUGGACCGAAUCGCUACCAAGGAGUUCAUACCCACCAACCAGGACAUUCUGCAUGCGCGAAAGGCUACCAAGAGCAUCACGGAGUUCGUGGUGCCAGUCAAUGGUGUACCCUUUCGUUUCGUCGACGUGGGUGGCCAGAGGUCGCAGCGUCAGAAGUGGUUUCGAUGCUUCGACAGCGUCACCUCCAUCCUCUUCCUGGUGUCGUCCAGCGAAUUUGAUCAGGCGCUGCUGGAGGAUCGCAGCACCAACCGACUGGUGGAGUCCCGCAGCAUCUUUGAGACCAUAGUGAACAACCGGUGCUUUGCCGAGGUGUCGAUCAUCCUGUUUUUCAACAAGACGGACUUGCUGCGCGAGAAGCUCGCCUCGCGGGCCACCAGCAUUGCCGACUACAUCGACGGCUUCAAAGGCGACCCACACAACCUCAUCGAUGUGCAGCGCUUCCUCGUUAACUGGUUCUACGAGGCCCGCCGCAGCCAACACAAGCCGCUGUUUCACCACUUUACCACUGCCGUAGACACCGAGAACAUCAAGGUUGUGUUCAAUGCAGUCCGCGACACCAUUCUGCAGAAAAACAUCACACAGCUGAUGCUGCAGUGAGCGUUGGGCCGGACUCCCCCUCGUGUGUCUGCGUGGAUGUUUGUGGCUGUGGUUAUCCAUCGGGCAGGUUAUGUCGGAAAUUGCAACGUCGACUGCCCUCGCACCGGUCUGAUUGGUGUAACUGGUCGCGGCAGCAAAGAUUUAGCGCGUCGUACUAGGCCAGCCUUAAAGAACCUAUCGUGUGAUUCUGAUAAGUUGUGUAAGACUACGCGUUCAAUGCGUAGCGUCUCGUUGCUGCGACAGUUUGACCGUCGAAACAACAGCUAAGCAACGACCAACAAACUUUCUAAAAUGAGUAAUUGAUCACGGUAAGGGGAAUAGUCUCUUAAGUUGCGAGGGAUUGCGUUGACUGUAAGGUGGGUUUAGCUUCUUUGGUCUUGCAUAUGUUCGCGAAACUUGCAAUGCAGAUCACUGCAACGAAGGCGCCUUUGCACGGUGCUUGUGCAGCUGCCCACCGAGCUGCACUCUUAUGGCAGUGCCUUCACUGCUCUAGUCGUGAAGUGCAGCUCUGAACAUUAUUUGUUUUUUGGGGCACGAACCUCGCCUCAAUCAGGGGCAUGUCUGGGAGUACAAAUGGUAACCAUCAGUGUACAUACUGUAAAUAAACGUACCAAGUGCCUCAACCUUCUUCGAGUCAGCGUAGUGUAACAUGCCAGUGACUCGAUGCUGUGUCUGCCAAGGCGUUUAUGUGGACUGGUUCCACGUCGAUGGGAAGAGGCAAAUUUAAACUACGGAAAGGAAAUUAGCGUUGAAGAGAUUCUUGACAGCCAGCAGAGCUCGCAUGCGACAUCGUUCUUUUUUUCUGGGGUUUUGUACACGCCGGCAGUUUCGCAGACAUUCACUAGAAUGUGCGCAUGAACAGUGAGCUAGAACAAGACAUGAUGGUUUCAUUGAUACACUUUGAAGUGUUUGCAGCCAGUGGAAACGACGCUGCUUUUGUUGGGCAGUGUCACUGUUGGCAAAACCAACAUCCCAAUGUUGCCUCAUGCUCUUGAUUGUGUGCUGGAUGUCAUAUGUGUGGUUAGAAGAGAGAACCAAUGUGGGGAAGAGCCUAGUGUCAGUUCAUUUCUGAUGCAAUGUGGUGCUUACUGCGUAUCCUCUUGUUCUGGGGUACCCGUGGACAUGCUAUUCAAGCUGUGAUUCGCUAACAUCGAACCUAGAGCUUAGAGGAGACGCGUAUUUCCAAGACUGUGCCGAAUUUCCACAGGUGUUGUUACAUUGUGUACUACGUUUCUUAUUAAUUAGAAAAAUACUCAAAGAUGCUCAGUUUGGAAGAUUGGUGUUUUUGAUUAUAGGUACUCACUGGCUUUUUACGUUAAGAGCUGUUAACAAUUUAAGUUUGGCACAAGUUCUGAGGAGAUUUUAUGGUGCUGCGUCCCGUGGCCGCAUUUUGGGAUUCAUGCAAGUAAUGGUCUCAUACUCAAUUCUGUUUUCUUGCCGUUUUCUGCGUGUCUGUCUUGCCAAAUGCAGUUUCGUGUGCCAAGUUGUAUAGUGGUAGUUCCUCCCCACACCAGGGAGCUACACCUAAUUGUUUUUCUGUUCAAGCCCUACAGUUUCAUCGUCACAUAUUGGAUGUUAACGGUUCUGCUAGUUUGGGAAUCUUUGUUGUUUGCAUUGUAAAAAUGCCUGCCUGUCUGCAUGAGCUGUUGAUGGCAGCUACCGCCUCAUAUUAUAUAUGAUGUUGAACAAACGCUAUAUUACCGUAAUGUGUGAAAAUGGGAACAAAGUGGGUGUUUCUACGAAGCAACAGCAGCGGCAUGCCGUUGCGGCUUCUGAUGUGAGAAAAGUGUUUUGCAAGUUCCUGUGCCUCGUCUCGCAUGCAUUGGACGUCUUCGCAACUCUCCUACAUGCUCUAACAGUGCAAUCAAAUCCACAGGCACGGCUGGUCGAGCUUUCACCUCAUAUGCCAGCGUAAGGCUGACAACCGACUUUUGCCAGAAACCUUCUUGUAUUUUUCUCAGAUGUGGGUGUUUUAUUUUGUUUUCUGAACAUGCCUAACUCUGUCCUAAAAAACUAUAUAUAUAUAUAUUAUAUAUACUAUUUCUUCACCUCACAUGUUCUGCAGUGUGCUACACCACAAAGAGCUUACGUCACGACUGUGCUUACAUGUCUGUCGUUUUGUUAUGUAACAUCUGUUGUGUCUGUGCUGGAGGUUUCCUGUCCUUUUUAUAAAUUCCUCGCGCAGCUGAACAAAUUUUGACAGGGCAGCUCGUACAACCUCGCUUUAUAAUGAUCACUCAUUCAAGGACUGGUGCUACUUGCAGUAGCUCGUUGCAAAAAUGGUGGUAUGUCCCUGUGAAGUGUGACGUUGCUACCUUCUUUGUUGCCCCCUUUCAUAUUACUGUAAAGAUAAAACACGUCCUUUUUUUACUCGGUGGAGUGUUCAUUGUGUGUGGAGUAGGAAAAGAGAUUUGGUGUUGCCGGGCUACAACACAUUCUGCAUUUUCGGCCGGGUGACCUCAGAUGCACCGGUCGAUUGACGCAUUAGGUUGUCUCUGUGUUAAACCUUCACGGAUGUACCGCCUCAGUACAGUACGUAUGCGAACUGUCUGGACCUUGCACGAAGACGAGAGGAGUUGCACGUGCCUUACAGCUCCAUUGUCCCGUGAUUGUCACAUGCAGAGACGAGCAUUCGAAACUGUUCACUUUGGCAGAGGUGUCACUGGUGACUGUUGGAGGCUUCACUCAGGGAGGGGUAGUCCAGGCAAUCUGUUCUCCGUGUUGACAGUAUUUUUAGUGGACGCUGGUGAUGCACGCAUCACCAGUACUGUACGUUUCUACAGUACAGUACUGGUGAUGUGUGCAGUUAAAUGUGUAUUUUGCCCUCUAAGCUUUUUUUUUCUUUUUUGCUGCUGUGCCUUACAAGUGGGGACAAGCCUGUAUGACCUCAUGGGUAUUUGUCAUUGACAAGUCAUACUGCCCCUCUGUGUUAUUGAUAUAAAACACGCUUUGUCGUUAUUUCUGUUUCAAGCUGGAAAAGCGAGUCCUUUUUUCUGCUUUUCCUGCACUUGCUAUUUGUGAAAUGGCAUUGCCACAACAGUUUCUGGUGAAAUGAAUGUACGAAGUGUGUGUGUGCUCAGAUGGGUGGCCGUUCGAACGAAGGUCCAGUUUUCCCUUCUUUUUUGUGCGGUGUGUGCAGGAGUGGAGUUACUCAUGCAAAACAAACAGAAUGCAGUUAUUUUAAGUUUUAAGAAGUUUUGGAAAAAUAAAUGUGGAAAUGCUA